AGGGCUACGUGCUGCGGGGACCUUGCUUGUGCAGAAAGCUCUCUCAGCGCAAGUUUUCGCGAUGACAGCUGUAAUCGGUCAAGCGUCAGCACUGCUCUCGCUGCUGGAUCAAGGCUCUUCGUCCUCCGCCUCGGGCCUGUCUCUCGAGCGAGCGUCAGCGGUCCAAGACGAGUUCUUGCACGCUAUUCAAGAGGCGAAGAUUCUAGGUUCUUUGGCAGAGAUUGCUUUUGGCACGUCCGGGACCAACUCCGAUGAUACCCAAGGCCAAAUCCACCCUCACGCCCAGAGUAAUGGCAAGGAGAGCUUUGCAGCUACGGCGCUAGCAGCAAAUGCUUCAUCUUUGCUGGUAAAAUUUUCGAAACGUGCAAACUCGCUGCUACCGGGAACAACUCCUCACCACAAGCAAGACACUUCUUCCCUGAUUCAAUCACAUGUACUAGGCUUCAAUCUUGCCCUCGCGCUCACCCGUCAAGUGGGCUGGCCGAUCAUUUCGUUUGAGGACAACGCGGUCCUAUGGCUCAGCGCCGCCUUUCAGAUUCUACAGGCUUUCUGCAGCCCUACGACCGCGCAGAACCAUAUCAGCAGCGCGAGAGAAGAGCACAUGCUGGAAUCUGCGAUUGAGCUCGCCGGAAAAGAAAUUCUUGGCUUGGCAAACGGUUCGGCUGCUGGUAAGAGCGGCAAUGCAGGCGGUGUGAUGCAAGGUGGAGAGUUCAUGCGCACCGUCAUCACUCCCAACCUUCCCAAGUAUGCUCAGCUCCUAACCAGUGCGCUGGAGAGCUCACAAGGGCGUGGUGAUUUGCGGGCAGUUCGCGUCUUGCUCGAUGCAAUCACAUCCGAGCUGCAUACCUAUUCAUCUCUGUAUCGCCCUCUGAGCGCACGCAUCCAUGCGUGUUGCAUUCAGCUGCUCUUCCCUCCACAUCUCUCUCCAUACGCGCUGCCUCCGCUGGAGCUAGUUCAAUCCGCAAGCAAGCUGCUCAUCAACCUACACCGUACAGGGGCUUUGUCUUCCAAGGUCAAUGGUGCCGAAGCAUUGAGCAGCACAGAGAAUACUGCCGGUCGGGCCAACACAAGAGCCACACAAGCGCAGCUGUGGACCGCUACUAUUGAAACAGCAAUUGGAACAUUCCAGACCUUCGUUGAUGCGAGCGUCAGCACAAUCCUGCCAUCUGCAAGCGCAAAUCCGUCCCAUCAAGCAUCAUCGUCGAGAGGCUCGAGAUCUAUACAACGCCCGACGUUUCAGAUCCACGAGGACUGGCGACCCGACGAAGGACAAGACUCGGUGCUCGAGCACACAUCGCAUCUAACAUUCCUGCGAUACAGCCUCUUUGUCCUGCUCGAGAUGCUGCGACAACCAACAGCACCGCAAGCUGUCAUCUCGCUGCCUCUGCGCUCGUUUCUGCUUUGGGCCACCGGCAUCAGUCCUCCUUCUUGCGGCGUGCUCCGCAUGACGCGCAAGUACAGCGUUCAGCGACCUGGGACAGAGCAGAGCGUUUUCGUGCUUCAGAUGACGAGCUUAGAGGCUACGACGCAGCAGGCUGUCUUGCUGGUAUUGCUUCGCUUGUUCUCGCUCGCAGGUGCAGGCGCACUCGAAGCCGUGCGUCCCCCUUCUUCAAGUGAUGGAGACGCUGGCGGGUCGUCGCUGCUCUGGACGUUAGUCGACCUGUACGAUGCCAACACCAGCGCCAGAGGCAGUCAAUCGCCAUCAGACUUUGGCUCGUUGCUGCUGCGAUCGAUAGCCUUUCUCAUUGGUGGCAAUCUCGUCAGCAAGGGAGAAGAUCCUACACAUGGUUUGGCGCUUCCACUAGAACCUUCGUCACGCCUGGUUUCCCGACUAUCUAAGCUCAGCGCAUCGACACUCGCUCGGUAUCUGCUCGGAUCGACUACGCGCGAACGCCUCGCAUCUCAAGGAGGCGGUGCUGCAAAGUUGGUCGAACUUAGCACCUCUGGGCGACCCAGCAAACGGUCCAAGAACAGCUCUGGUCAAGCAUUCAACACCGACACGAUUUUCGGUAGCGUCGGCAAUGGCAUUCCCGCGCACAUCUCGCGGGACGAAGCUGCUGGUGUACUGGCAAGCUUUAACAUCCUUACAUUCCUCUACCCACACCUGACGGCUAAGAUCAGCGCCGACACGGCGGAUCUCGCAACGAUGACUGCGGCUCUGGCGCGGGCUACCGUUGAAGCGACGCUCGUUUCAGGCGUUGUACUUUCUACAAGCUUUGCCUGUGGACAGAAGGAAGCAGCAACGCUGCAGGUCAGGAUUGUGGUCGGCAGCUUACACUUGCUCGACGUAGUCCUGCACCAUUCAACCAGCUCGACGCUCGCGCUGAUCUUGACUGGCUUGCACGUAAUGCUUUCACCCGCCGCCACAGAUUGCUCGGGUACGUUCGACCCAAUGGUCCGAACUGCGGCUCAGCGAUGCCUGGCGACGUUGCAGAAGAUUGUACAACCGCGGAUGGUGCCGGUGCCAGAGUGGAACUUGGACGUCGUGGAUACCAACAUCGCGUGGGGUUCCGCCAACCCGGCAGACAAGGAGGAGAAAAAGGUAGACAUUGAUGACGCGCACAAGCGUGCAUGGCUGGAAACAGCCGCAAAGGACGUGUUGGAGUUGGAUGUUGACCUGGAGUGGACGGCCGCCUCGGCAAACCAACUUGCGCAAGGUGGGCCUGCAGCUCCGCCGGUGCGGUCCUCCGCUGUGCAUGGGUUGCAAGGCACGGGCAGCAAUCAUUCACGGCAGUCACCGCCGGCGAUAUCGACAGAUGCAAGGCAUGAGGAGAAGGAUGUCGAACCAAUUGAUCAAGUUGGUCAAGCACAACCGAAGCGCAUACAUGCGCCGCUUGCAAGUAGUACGGCCAUUGAAUCGGUAUUGCAGCCCAUUUUGGCAGCCUCCGCUGAGACGAUUGACGCUCCGACUGCGCCAACGGACGGUCUGUUUGCAGAUGCAGAUGCGGCUGUGGAUACACGCGCCCCUACGCCGGGCACCAGCAGCAACCUCCCGGCCCCUGUGGCUUCGUCCGCAGUCUUUGAGCGAGCAGACGACGGAAUGCACGAUGACAGUGAUAGCGACAUUCCAAGCAUCGAUCCUGGGAUGAGUGAUGACGAAGAUGAGCUGUAAUGAUGUACUCUUAUGGUGCAAAAGAGAUAACUGAAUGCAAGG
Molecule: messenger RNA, 3154 nt
Organism: Tilletiaria anomala UBC 951
Lineage: Eukaryota; Fungi; Basidiomycota; Exobasidiomycetes; Georgefischeriales; Tilletiariaceae
Exons: 2
Coding region: 62-3112 (1016 amino acids)
Source: RefSeq, a predicted model, not a curated record